Molecule: messenger RNA, 1947 nt
Organism: Pungitius pungitius (ninespine stickleback)
Lineage: Eukaryota; Metazoa; Chordata; Actinopteri; Perciformes; Gasterosteidae
Product: regulator of cell cycle RGCC-like
Exons: 4
Coding region: 1215-1472 (85 amino acids)
Biological process (GO): regulation of cell cycle
Source: RefSeq, a predicted model, not a curated record
UAUAUAAAUAGUUCAAAAUAUAAUUGUUUAGUCAUUUAGUGUUUAGUCAGACACACAUUACUAUUCAUCUUUGUAACCUUCCGAUACCCUGUGAUUUAUUUUUAACAUACUACACUGUACCAUGACUUAUGGUUCUUCAGUCUGUUCCUGAGUUAUGGACACAAAACAUAAUUCAUAUCAUAUUUAUAUUGAAUAUUCCAUAUACCGGUUGAGGGUGGCACGGUGGUGUGUGGUGGUUGAGAAGGUCCUGGUCCUCCUUGCGUCUGUGUGGCUUCUCUUCUCUGAGGCUAAGACAUGCUCUUGAGUGUGUGUGUGUGUGUGUGUGUGUGUGCUAUUAUAAAAAAUACAGUCACUAAAGAAAAGUAGUAUCGCCUACUCCAAGCAUAUUCACAACCUUUUAAAAUGUAACCCUUUACUUUGCUGUAUAAGUUUGUGGUGGAAAUGAAUAUUUUUAAACUCGCUCUGCGAAAUAGCGAUGAUUAAAACAAAUAUAAGGACAUAAUUCAGCUUUUUCACCUUGGAUGGUUUGGAGGUCUACCCACAAUCAAAGUUCGAAUAGAGUAUUCUGUAUAUUCACACUCAUUUGUCCCGCAAUGCAAGUUGUAUCUAAUAAGUACAAUAUGAUACAUUUCCCCCACAAAGUGAAUCAACUGUGUCCCACUCCUGUGGGAGUUUGAGCAGACUUGAGGGGCCUCUGUUGAUGGAGCAGAACACUGCAGCGCUCACAGCACAAACAUGUCCAGACAAUCGUUCAUGGCACUGAACACAAAGGUAAUUCAGUCCAUUUUAGAGUCAAGUAAAGAGAAACAAGCACAACGUUACCUCAUCAAAAUGUACACCAUAAACAAUAAUAGGAUUGGCUGACUCAAGCGUGACAUCUUUUAUAAACACUAAACGAAUGCUGGCAUUUAUGGACACAGCUUCCUUCUCAAUUUCAAUGAAGGGAAAUAAAACAAAAACCCACGUAACAACUUCUUCUUUCUCGUCAGUCGGCCUUAUUGGCGAUAGAUUUUCCUCUUUAACUUUCCGCCCACUUUUUCCACAGUAAACCGCGGAAGUUUUGCUGCGACGUGAUUGGUCAGCUGUGUCGGCUGGCUGAGCAUGCGUGUGUGUGUGUGUGUGUGUGUGUGUGUGCUCGUGGUAGUGGAGGGCUCCAUAAUAUAAGUAGCGCAUUGACUGUUGUGCUGCUCGGUUUUUCCUUUCUCUGCUCCAGCAUGACCGCGCAUGUGACCACAGACUUGGAGCUGGAGCUGGGCGAGUUGCUGCAGGAGUUCCAGGAUGUGGUGGAGGAGCUGAAGGCGCCGCUGCAAAGCAAACCUCACGCAUACCACCACGUGCUGCAGGAGGCCAAGGGUCGCUCGGGACGCGCCGACGACAGCGGCGUCGAGGACUCUGAUUGCACCAAGCUGGGAGACACACGGGAACUUGAGAGCUUUAUUGACAUGUUGGACCGGGAACUUGCAGAGAUGUGAACAGAAAGAGAAAGCGGGCCGCGUAGAGGAGGGAGAAAGAGGCCACGGGCGACACGGAUGGCUAUUGCAGAGCAGACAGGCAGGUCUACACCAGAGCGGAUCUGACGGAGCGAAUGCUCCCCUGGCUGCUCCGGGGGAAAAGGUUAACACUAGAAAUUAAAAGGGCACUCCGUUCCAAAAAUGCAAGAACACCCUCCGACCCCCCUGAGGGACGCUGCGUCCAGCCGGCGGGACCAUAUCCCUGCAGCGUCAAAUCCGUGAUGUGUGACAUGUUCCAUAAACCACACGAUGCUUCCAUCUGUCCACUUUUUUUUUGUUGCCACUUUUAAAUUGUUGAUUUCAAACGGAUUCUAUGGGGCUCUGAUCUGCUGUGUGAAUCAGUAUCAUUUCUAGUGUAUAAAUGUUCAUGUUUUUUUUUUAGAAAUAAACAUUUGAUUGUACAUAAAUAAAGUUACAUUUUGAAUGAAUUAUAUAC